This is a messenger RNA of Wallemia ichthyophaga EXF-994, 465 nucleotides long. RefSeq lists its product as uncharacterized. Gene Ontology annotation, molecular function: ATP hydrolysis activity. The record is from RefSeq and is a predicted model, not a curated record. Gene Ontology annotation, cellular component: mitochondrial matrix; cytoplasm. Gene Ontology annotation, biological process: cellular response to heat. Lineage: Eukaryota; Fungi; Basidiomycota; Wallemiomycetes; Wallemiales; Wallemiaceae. Bases 1 to 465 code for a protein of 154 amino acids. The transcript is spliced from 2 exons.
AUGUCUGACAUAUGGCAUUUGACCUCUGCUCUUUCCGAGGGAUUAGAGAAGGCGAAAACUCACUACGAUGGAAUGGACUACUUCAACACGAGUAUCGAAGGUGCGGCGACUUAUAAGAAAAGCCUUGACAAUCUUCAACUCCAACACGAUCGCCGCAAGACCGUCGCCGCUAAAGCAGCCGCAGCAGCUGAUAAGAGAAAGGCCAAAGCAGGAAGCGAUAAGCCCAAUAUUACCUAUCGCACUCUUUAUAACAAGAAAAGGAAUAUAGGCUUGAAGAUUCGGUACGAGACUCAUCAUGGUGUCACAAUUAGCGACGAUGCUCUCUUAGUCGCUGCUAAACAUAAAGAUAGAUAUAUUAGCGAUCACUUUCUGCCAGAUAAAGCUAUCGAUCCUGUAGACGAAGCUUCGUCCACCCUCAAAUUAGCACAGGAAAGCAAACUAGAGUCAUUGGCCAAGCUAGACUGA